Messenger RNA from Dinoponera quadriceps, 719 nucleotides. RefSeq names its product short transient receptor potential channel 3-like. Gene Ontology annotation, molecular function: calcium channel activity. Gene Ontology annotation, biological process: calcium ion transmembrane transport; GPI anchor biosynthetic process. Gene Ontology annotation, cellular component: glycosylphosphatidylinositol-N-acetylglucosaminyltransferase (GPI-GnT) complex; membrane. The coding region runs from base 1 to 570 and encodes 189 amino acids. The record is from RefSeq and is a predicted model, not a curated record. The transcript has 4 exons. Lineage: Eukaryota; Metazoa; Arthropoda; Insecta; Hymenoptera; Formicidae.
AUGGGGAAUAGCCGUAUGCAUAGGAAUCGUUCCACGUCACGUUUGACGGUGUCAUUCUCUCUGUAUAUGCUCGUCAGUGUCAUAGUACUGAUUAAUCUACUGAUUGCUAUGAUGAGCGACACGUAUCACAACAUUCAAUCGCAGAGCGAUAUCGAGUGGAAGUACGGUCUCAGCAAACUGGUUCGCAAAAUGCAAAAAACAAAAAGUGCCCCGUCGCCAUUGAAUCUCGUCACCACGUGGGUGGUGUAUAUUAAAAAAACUUGUAGAAAGGAACGAACUACAAAGCAGAAUACUGACAGAUUACGUGGAUACAUGGAGCCUAGUACGCAUCAGAACGAUUUUGCGAAAUCUACCAAUAAUAGAAUACUUCCAACAUCACGAGCAAAGGGCAAUAUUAAUUUCUCAUUACUUCAAACGAGCCCGGCUGACAGUCAGUGGUCCUUGAGCAACGUUCCAAGAAUAGAAAAUGUCGUCGACUGGGACAUAGUGCGUCGGAAGUACCGCGUGCGAUUCGGAGAUGAAAUCGAGAAACCGUCCGACGGAGAGGCAACGCUUGCUGCAGUAGUUUAAACAGUCGAGUUUUACCCGACGUAUCCCAUCGUCGAGUAUAACUUUUAACAUAACACACGUCACUUUUUAUCAUCGUUCUAUUUUAUAUCGUGAUGUAUUUGUAAUAAGUGUUCCAUGUAGAUAAGAUACUUUUUACUCUUUUGUACGUU